Messenger RNA from Cylindrotheca closterium, 573 nucleotides. The record is from the annotation of a GenBank genome assembly. Lineage: Eukaryota; Bacillariophyta; Bacillariophyceae; Bacillariales; Bacillariaceae.
AUGGGAAAUACUAAGUCGAGCUUUCCACCACUGCAAAACGUCGUUUCAUGUCAGACCGAAAAAUUCAUGGGAACCUGGUUUGUCAUAGCCGUCAAGCCAACUAUGUUUGAGAAGACUUGUUCCAAUGCUGUAGAGAAGUACACCUUCUUGAAGGAUACCAGCAAGCACGAUAUUGAUAUUGACUUCACAUACAACGCCAAGGAACCCAUGACAUCUGCUGUCAAGUCGCUUCCACAAAAGGGUUGGGUUCAGGGGGACGACAAGUCCAACAGUGGUCUUUGGAAAGUGAGCCCACUAUGGCCCAUCAAGAUGCCGUAUCACAUUAUUGAGCUAGGAGACAACUACGAGUAUUGCUGCAUUGGCUACCCAAACAGAGAGUAUGCUUGGAUCAUGGCACGAAAACCAGUCAUGGACGAGGGACUUUACAACGACUUGACGAAGAAGCUGGUCGAAAAGCACCAAUAUUCCCUUGAUGGUUUCCGAAAAGUGCCACAAAAGUGGACCAAAGCGGAACGAGAAAAGCGGGAAAUCAGUGUUGAUGAUCUUCCCGACAAAUUCCUGGUAGCGGAAUAA